GGUAGACGAGCCUGUUGGAUGAAGCUGUCAGCGCAGAAGGAUUUCAACGUGUGCUGUUAUCAUCUCUGACCUCUUCAUCAUGAAGUUAAUUCUGGUUUUACAGCGUUUGCUGCUGUUCAUUUCAGUCCUGGGACCGACCAGGGCACAAUCAACUACUCAAACAACACUGGCAGCAACCACCACAGUUCCAUCAGAAAACACCCCAUUGGAAAGCACCACAGCUCCAUCAGUUAUUGCAAUGAGUUCUGCACAGCCAUGGACAGUACCAGAAAUAUUCUAUUCAUUCGGCUCGGCUGAAGGAGACACUGAACACAUUGUUAAUUUCGAUGAAAGCUCAUAUCCUGUUGCUCUUUCAUCCCCAUUUACGUUCUUUGGCCACACAUACAACAGCUUAUAUGUUAUUUAUAAUGGACUCCUGACAUUCACAAUAACAUCAACAUCAGGCCCUAACUAUAGUCCCUUCAGAGGACGUGAAGAUUUCAUUGCUGCGCUCUGGAAUGACUAUGAUGAUUAUUACACUGGCGUUUUGUCAUAUCAGCAGUACACUAAUGGUAGUGUGCUCGACCGCGCCACUCAGGAUAUAAACCAGCAUUUCUCUGCAGUGAACUUCAGAGCUUCCUGGGUCUUUGUUGCCACUUGGAGGUACAAUCUACAGCCAAAUCCGGCAAUCCUGUUCCAAGUGGUUUUAAUUUCAGGUGGUAAUUGGUCUUUCUUUCUGAUGAAUUAUGGAGACUGUGCUUUCUUAUAUGAAGCAGUGGAGGCUGGAUAUGACACAAUAAACUCAGUAAGCAAGUUUGUAAUUCCUGAUUCAACAAAUGGCAACUACCGAAACCUCAAGAACACGACUAAUGUAAACGUUCCUGGUCGCUGGGCCUUCAUCUCAAACAAAGGAUUAGAAAAUAUCAUAGGAACCCAAUUUAAGCUCACGUCGUUUUUAGACCUGACACAGAGUGAUAACCUGGAGGCUGUUCUGCAGCAAAUAAAACAAGUACUGGUCAGCCGUGGGCUGUCAGGUAACUUCGAGAUACAGAAAAGAUCUGUCAAAGAGGUGCAGCCGUAAUGAGAAAAUGAAACCUCUGAAAGUCACAUGAGGAAAACCAUUGAAUUUAACCACCCUUCAGCUUUCUAACAUACUUUAUUUAUGUAGCAUAUUCUCACGCAAUUAUGUACACAAAAAAUGAAUUAUAAUCAAACUAAUAUAUACAGUAUUCAUUUAUCUUAAUUAGUAAUCAAUGAUUUUCUAAUGCAGUCUCAAGGCAAUGUGUAACGUUUUGAUUUAGUGGCUAAUUCAUAUUCAUUUGUAUUAUUUCAUUCAUACCUUUUAGUAUGAUUUGCUCAUACUUCAAUAAGGGGUAGGUUUAGGGGUGGGGUUUGGGGGCACACAUACUUUUCAUAUGUACUUAUUCAUAUGAAUGAAAUCCCAUGAGUUUGCACAAAUUAGCCACUUUAAGUUGCUGAGUUCCUUGUAAGAAGGCUCUUUUUUCUGAUUAUCAUCAUUCUUGUUUUAUGAAAUGUUUAGACGUGCAUCUUAAUUUAAAACAGAAACGAUAGAAGAAAUAUGUCAACUAAAUAAAAAAACAGGUUUAUAGUGUCUAAACUUUGUUAUUUUGCAGUGCUGGUUAACAUCUUUGUCAUGGAACUUCAGUCAUCUCUUUUAGGACAUUAUUAAUGUAAUAGAGAUUUAACUUAACUUUAAAUAAGUUUGAUGUUGUCUAUUCAGUGCACACAAGAAAACAAAACUACAUUUUUGAUUGAUUUAGAUUUACACAAGAAGAUAUGUUUUUUAAUGGGUAAAAAUGAGCAAUCCAUUUCUUUUACAUCGUACAUAUUUUGCACGCAGAUACACAAGUAGAUGUCUUAAUCUUGUUUUUAUUUCAAAUUGUUGUUUAAAUGUUUUUUUUACUGUACUUUGCUUAUUG
Messenger RNA from Danio aesculapii, 1919 nucleotides. RefSeq names its product sushi, nidogen and EGF-like domain-containing protein 1. NCBI's taxonomy places the organism in Eukaryota, Metazoa, Chordata, Actinopteri, Cypriniformes, Danionidae. Gene Ontology annotation, biological process: cell-matrix adhesion. The record is from RefSeq and is a predicted model, not a curated record. The transcript is spliced from 12 exons. Bases 80 to 1060 code for a protein of 326 amino acids.